Entelurus aequoreus (snake pipefish) is the source of this 3020-nucleotide messenger RNA. RefSeq names its product decapping mRNA 2 (gene dcp2). Gene Ontology annotation, cellular component: P-body; cytoplasm. Gene Ontology annotation, biological process: deadenylation-dependent decapping of nuclear-transcribed mRNA; nuclear-transcribed mRNA catabolic process, nonsense-mediated decay. Gene Ontology annotation, molecular function: manganese ion binding; 5'-(N(7)-methylguanosine 5'-triphospho)-[mRNA] hydrolase activity; RNA binding. The coding region runs from base 201 to 1403 and encodes 400 amino acids. The record is from RefSeq and is a predicted model, not a curated record. Lineage: Eukaryota; Metazoa; Chordata; Actinopteri; Syngnathiformes; Syngnathidae. The transcript is spliced from 11 exons.
UCCUCAUUGGACGGUUAACUUCCGGGUCGUAAUCCCCGCAGUUGCUAGCCCAUGAUGUAUUUUUUGUAGCCGAUAAUUCCUACUUUUAUCCAUUUUUUAAUCUACCUUGGAGCCGAAUGUGGGCUUAUUCGGGAAGAAAUAUGUGAAAAUAAAGGAGGAGGAAGGUUGAAGCUCCCGUGCUUUUCUUCCACUUCGACUCAAUGUUUGUAAACAUGGAAACAAAAAGAGCUGAUAUCCCGACUGGUUUACUGGACGACCUCUGCAGUCGGUUCAUCCUGCACAUUCCCAGCGAGGAAAGGGACAACGCUAUCAGGGUUUGCUUCCAGAUUGAGCUGGCACACUGGUUUUACCUGGACUUCUGCUUGCCCAACACACCAAACGCUCCUCACUGUGGCAUCAGAGACUUCGCCAAAGCUGUUUUCCAGCAUUGUCCAUUCCUGUUGCCCCACGGAGAGGACGUGCAGAAAGUCCUGGAACAGUGGAAGGAGUACAAGAUGGGUGUUCCUACUUACGGAGCAAUCAUUCUUGAUGAGUCAUUAGAAAAUGCACUCCUUGUUCAGGGAUACCUUGCAAAGUCAGGCUGGGGGUUUCCCAAAGGGAAAGUGAACGAAGACGAAGCACCACAUGAUUGUGCUGUUCGUGAAGUGUUGGAGGAGACAAGCUUUGACAUCAAGAAUCGUAUUUGCAAAGAUAUGUACAUUGAGCAGAAAAUUACUGACCAGGUGGUGCGGCUCUACAUCAUCCCAGGAGUAUCCAAGGAUACAAAGUUCAACCCUAAAACUAGAAAGGAAAUUCGGAACAUUGAAUGGUUCCCGAUUGAGAAGCUGCCAUGUCACAGGAACGACAUGACCCCAAAGUCCAAACUUGGACUUGCCCCCAAUAGAUUUUUUAUGGCCAUUCCAUUCAUAAGGCCAUUAAAGGAAUGGAUUGCUAGGUUGAAAGGUGAGAGUCCAGACAGUGAAGAAGACUUGGCAACAAAUGGCAGCACUCCAGGAAAGCCAUCAGACAAUGUGGGAUCAAAAUUUGGGCACCUCACUGUUGAAGUAUUUACUGGAGACAGCUGCUGCAAACAGAAGCAGCAGAAGAACCCAAAUCAGCUGAUCCACUAUGAACUGAACCAGAAUCAAUACUUAAAAGGCAUUGGGAAGAAUUCAUCUUAUCCAAAGAAAGGAAACGAUGAAAGUGGAUUUAACAACCAGCACGUCAAACUAUUUGCAAAGGAAGAAAAACGGCUUCAUCCCAGAAGACUGCAAGACAGUUUUGAGAAAGACGGGAGUCCAUGCAAUUCUCGUAGUGGUCCGCAAACAGCCCACCUAAAAGACUUGGAUCACCUGCUGUCGUCCAACACGUUCCUUCAUUUUAAAUUUGACAAAGAUGCCAUCAUGAGAUGUUUUGACUUCUGACGUUCUACCGUUACUGCAGUGUGUUCUCUCACAACACCCCACUUUUUCCUCCUCACCACCUUUCCAUGAAGUUUAAAUUGCAGUCAGGCCUCACUGCACCUGUUGUGUCAAACUUUUCACAACACCGAGAGCCUCGAGUUCAAUGUUCCUUUGUGAAAGGGAAAUGACGAUUGAUGAAAUGUGUGCUUCUUUCUCUUCACACACCAUGGAUGAUUAGAUAGAACAAAGUAGCUACCACUUCAUUGGCAAAUACCAGAAGAUCUUGUCCACUAAUGUACAAUGAAUUGAUUUUAUUCAUGAAAGUAUUAAGAUAAUUGAUGUUGAUAGUAAUCAUUAAUAUUAUAAUAAUAGGUAAUGCAAUUAUUGUUAUGGUAGCAUGUAUUACAUUACUACAGUCAUACAUGUUAAAAUAAUAAUGCAAUAAAAAUGUAAUAUUUUUUACUAUGGACACAGUAAUUACGCUUAGUUAUACCCACUUUUGUACUUUUAUAGAUAAAUGACAAUCCAUCCAUCUGUGUCUUUCAUUGCACUUGUCCUUAUUAUAGGUGAGCUGGAACCUAUUCUGGCUGACUGGGUGAGAGUUGGGGGACACCCUGGAGUGGUCACCAGUCUUAUCACAGGACACAUAUAGAAUGGAAAAUAAAUAUUUUAUCCUCUGGUGAUUUAAUAGGUUUGCACCCAUACAAAGAUAUGAACAGUAACUUUGGUUUUUAAUUUCCCUCCCUUUUCCAGUGUUAUCCAAAUCCUAGUUUUGAGGCUGUUGCUUGGCAAGACAAAGUUUUUGAUUUUUUAAACCUUCUAUAUCUCUGUGUUAAAGCAUAUAUAUUGGCCAUAUCUUUUUAAGGACAAACUUGUUAAAACAAAUACUUACUGUCCCCACUAAUCGGCCCUCCUUUUUACGACAUUGUUUUAUUUAACAGUGUUACAUUUCAUGCUACGGCAUUUUAAGCUUAGAGUGCUCUCCAGUAAAUCAUUAUUAGUGUACAAAAAGAAGUACAUACACGCUGUGGAAAAAUACUAGUGCUUGGAAUUUCUGUAUAAUUUCUGCUAUGAGACCUAAAGUGCUAAUAUUACGCUCACAUUUUAAGAGCAUGCUACGUUAGCCUCUUCCUGAAGACAAAGAAAAUUUUGAAACAUACAAGUCUGAGCUGACUGAGCUUUGUUUUAAAGGAGUACUGCACUGUGGAAGUCGCUUCCUAGGGUCCCACUGUCAGACACGGCACAGGAGCCCAGCGUGCAGGUUUUAACAAAAGUUAUAAUAAUCAAUGGUUUCAACAAAGUUCUCUCUCAGCAGGACGAGACUUUCCAGUCACGUCCGUAUCCUCUCUCUCACUCUGCUCCUGGCCGCUUACUGUUAAAGACCACAGAUGAUUAGAUUAACACGUAUCACCUGUGAAAUCUAAUCACCUGCCAGCUGUGUCUCGCCGUCAGCACUGCCACGCCCCCGUCUGAUGGUGCUCUGUCCUCAGCACCAUGGACAGAGGCGGUGACCUUUGCUCCUGCAGGCAGCGCUGACAUCUGCCUCCACAUGCACUUUUUCACAAUCAUUAUGAAAGACAUGACAAGCGGUAGAAAAUGGAUGGAUGGAUGACCACGGAGGUAUAUUUUGUAAUGCAU